Akanthomyces muscarius is the source of this 882-nucleotide messenger RNA. RefSeq lists its product as uncharacterized. The record is from RefSeq and is a predicted model, not a curated record. Gene Ontology annotation, cellular component: cytosol. Lineage: Eukaryota; Fungi; Ascomycota; Sordariomycetes; Hypocreales; Cordycipitaceae. Bases 1 to 882 code for a protein of 293 amino acids. The transcript has a single exon. Gene Ontology annotation, molecular function: oxidoreductase activity.
AUGCCUCCUCAUCCUGAUUCUGCUGCUGUGAAAUUCACCACCACCAUUCAUCAUGACACGUAUCCAGCCAUCGCGAAAUGCAAUCUGCAGGGACGAACCGUUCUCAUUACCGGAGCUUCCAAAGGCAUUGGCCGCCAUGCAGCGAUAGCUAUGGCGAGAAAUGGAGCGUCAAACAUCAUCAUCGCAGCUCGGUCCAACCUAGAUGGUGUUGAAAGAGAUGUCUUGAAUGCGGCCCCAGAGAGCAGCAGCCGUACCGAUAGUCUUCGAGUUAUGCAAAUUCAGCUAGACGCUACAAGCGCGGAGAGUGUCGCGACGGCUGUCACCAAAGUACAAGCCUCCUUCUCAGCCGUCGAUGUCCUCAUCAACAGUGCUGGCUCCCUGGAAAUUUGGAAACCAGUGUUGGAGUCGGAUCCUGAGGAAUGGUGGAAUACUUAUGAAGUCAACCUCCGAGGCACAUAUCUCCUUUGUCGCGCGUUCUUGCCUCUACUCCUGGCCAGCUCACUCAAGACAAUUGUCAACGUGACUUCUAUUGGUGCAUUAAUGGUGAGCCCGGGCGCGUCGGCGUAUCAAACAUCAAAAGUCGCCGUAACACGAUUUACGGAAUUUCUCAGCGCCGAAUACUCCGAGCAGGGGUUGGUUGCCUUUUCGAUACAUCCUGGCGCCGUGAAAACGGAGCUGGCAUUGAACAUGCCACAGCACAUGCACGAGGUUUUAAUCGACGCUCCUCAGUUGCCCGCCGAUACUGUAUGCUGGCUGGUACAGGAAAGACGCCCCUGGCUCGGUGGCAGGUAUAUAAGUGUUAAUUGGGAUAUGAUGGAGCUGCUCAGCAAAAAGGAAGAGAUUGUUGAAAAAGAUACACUGAAAUUUCAACUAGGCCAGUAA